This is a messenger RNA of Cicer arietinum (chickpea), 2189 nucleotides long. Its product is annotated as wall-associated receptor kinase-like 20. Lineage: Eukaryota; Viridiplantae; Streptophyta; Magnoliopsida; Fabales; Fabaceae. Gene Ontology annotation, biological process: protein phosphorylation. Gene Ontology annotation, molecular function: protein kinase activity; ATP binding. The record is from RefSeq and is a predicted model, not a curated record.
UAGCCUGAAAACAAUAAAAUCUCUAACAUGUAACAAUAGUUCAUAUAUAGCAGCAAUUGCUUUAUUUUUUACUAUAUGGUUCCACUAUACAUCAUUUUUUGUUCUUUGAUGGACCACCAACAUAAGUUUAUGUUAAUAUUCACAGCAACAGCAGCAAUGUUGCUAUCAUGCGCUGUGACGCUACAACACUGCGGUAAUUGUGGUUCAAACCCGGUUCCAUAUCCAUUAAGCACUGGACCCAACUGCGGUGACCCGCAUUACAAAAUCCGGUGCACCGCAGGCACGCUGUGGUUAGAUGCACUUGCGGGGUCAUCCUAUAUGAUUGUAUCCAUUGACCAGAAAAUCCGUCGGAUUAUAACCCGACCCGCUACAUUUGAACGAAACAAGUGCGUGUCCACGGACUUACGCAGCGAAGGCAUGCACCUGAACGAGACUCUUCCUUUCAGUUUAGCCGCGGGAAACACCGUUUUUUUAUUCAACUGCACCGUUAAAGUACAACACGCGCCGCCGAUGGAUUGUACAGUAAGGAGUCUGUGCCAUAGCUACAUCAAGGACCAUAUAGAUAAUGCAAGCGCGUGUGGGCGCGUGGGUAUGUGCUGCUCGUAUGUUACUGGCAGUGGCCGUAAAGAUUAUGUAGUUCGGGUUUAUGGUGGAGGAUGCGCGGCGUAUAUGAGUUUUUUGGAUUUGAAUGGUGCGGUGGGGACAGUGGGAAAGCGGUGGCCAGAACCUGGAGUUGGGAUAGAGUGGGUGGCGCCUCAGGAACCGGUUUGUAAGGUGCCGAUGGAUUGCAAUGAAUUGUUGAAUUCGAAGUGUGGAAUGGGGGUUGGUGGGGUGCAGAGGUGCUUCUGCAAUGUUGGCUUCAAAUGGGAUUCAAUUAAUGGAUCGUGUCAAUCUCAAACUCAAUAUCAGAAUCAGACCCAAGCUCAAGCUCAAAAUGCAAAAUGUGUGGGGCAUGGGAAAGUUAGCCGCUGCAAAGUUAAGAAGAAAAAGAAAAUGCUUCUAGCUGUCAUAGUUUCCUUAGGAGGAAUAGUAACAAUUGCAACAUUAAUUGGAUUCAUUCUCUACAAGAAGAAGAAUCAAAUGGAAACAAAAGCAGAGAAUGCCAAAAUCAAAAAAAGCAAAGACAUCUCAAGUGCCAAAGCUAGUGCUCUAUCAUCAAGAAUCUUCACAGGCAGAGAGAUUCAGAAAGCAACCAACAAUUUCUCCCAAGAAAAUCUCAUAGGCUCUGGUGGUUUUGGUGAAGUCUUCAAAGGAACUUUUGAUGAUGGAACCAUCACAGCCAUAAAACGUGCUAAACUUGGUAACACAAAAAGCAUUGAUCAAAUGCAAAAUGAGAUUAGAAUUCUCUGCCAAGUUAACCAUAGAAGCCUUGUUAGACUCAUUGGCUUUUGCUUAGAACUUGAACACCCUCUACUAAUUUAUGACUAUGUUUCAAAUGGGUCACUUUUUGAUUACCUUCAUAACAAAAGGGCACCUCUCAAAUGGAUUCAAAGGCUCAAAAUUGCACACCAAACAGCUGAAGGGUUAUCCUAUCUACAUUCUUCGGCCGUGCCUCCGAUUUACCAUCGUGAUGUGAAAUCGAGCAACAUACUUCUUGAUGAGAAGUUUAAUGCAAAAGUUUCUGACUUUGGAUUAUCUAGGCUAGUGGAAAUAGCUGAACAAAAUAAAAGUCAUAUUUUUACUAGUGCACAAGGAACACUUGGUUAUCUUGAUCCGGAGUAUUAUCGCAAUUUUCAGUUAACCGAUAAGAGCGAUGUUUAUAGCUUUGGAGUGGUGUUGAUGGAGUUGUUAACUUCUGAGAAAGCUAUUGAUUUUAAUAGGGAAGAAGAGAAUGUGAAUUUGGCUAUUUAUGGUAAGAAGAAAUUGAUUGAAGAGAGGUUGAUGGAUGUUGUUGAUCCUGUGAUGAAAGAUGGAGCUAGUGAUUUGGAAUUGGAAACUAUGAAAUGUUUGGGGUAUUUGGCUACUUCUUGUUUGGAGGAACAGAGGCAAAAAAGGCCUACAAUGAAAGAAGUUUCAGAUGAGAUUGAAUACCUUGUUAAAAUUGUUAAAGGUGAGGCUUCCAAAUCAUGAAUUUAUCUCUUUGGCAAAGCCAUGUAAAAGUUGAAAAGUGAAAAUGUAAUUUAUGGUUGUUCACACAGGCUGUGACUUGGGUAAUAAGUUUGGAAUAAUUUUUGACUUGUUGUUACUUA